Haliotis rufescens (red abalone) is the source of this 5037-nucleotide messenger RNA. RefSeq names its product nuclear matrix constituent protein 1b-like. The transcript has 9 exons. The record is from RefSeq and is a predicted model, not a curated record. NCBI's taxonomy places the organism in Eukaryota, Metazoa, Mollusca, Gastropoda, Lepetellida, Haliotidae. The coding region runs from base 106 to 1758 and encodes 550 amino acids.
UGUUUCGAAGUUCCGGUUUGUGCUUGAGGUGGUAAAAUGUACGAACUUUGUUCGUAUGAUAACACAGCCAUGUUCCGAUUACAUUGAUAGCAAUCGUAAACACAAAUGACAAACAUAAGGCUCUUGGUUUUCCUCCUCCUGCUGCACGGACUACACACUGCUCCAGCACGAGAAAAGAAAUUGAAAAAAAAUGCUCAGCAUUACCCUGGAAGAGAUAAGGACCUGCCUAAGUCUGUAGUGUCAGCUAAAACAGGGAGGUUGAUUAAACAUGAUAAAAUGCAACUGGUGAUCAGACCCGGCAAAAGGUUGGGUGACUGCAAGAAAGCAUGCCAACAUGAGAACCUCAUAAAAUGUAACUUCUACAGAUUGAUGGAAACUAGAAGGUCUUGCUUGCUCAUGACAUCGAGAGGGGUUAAAGGCAAAUCCGAUGACCCCAAAAAAGGUCAAAAGGACAAGCAACUUAAAAAGCUUAUGAAGAAUCAGCAAGAUCAUACAAAGGAGCUAAAUGAGAUUACAAAAAUAUUGCAAAGGAUUGGUGAAGGUAGAUAUGGGAACAUGAAGAAGAUUCAGGAAGAUGCAAGGAAGAUGAGUGAAAGAAUUAAGAAGAUUCUAAAGGGCGAGGGGAAGAUGGGAACAGUUAUCCUUGAACUGUCAACCAAACUGAACAAAGUAUCCACAGAUGUGGCAUCAGUCAAGAUGGCAAAUGAAGAACUGACCAGACAGCUGUCCAGUUCUGAUUCCAAAUCCCCGAUUGUGGAUAGGAAGUUGGCACAUCUAGUGAGGGAUGUGGCAGAACUCAAAACAAGAACAGAGAUGAAUCCAACUGUCUUCAAAAUUACGAAGAAUCAAAGGAUAUUAGCAGAGGCACUCGAGUCCAUUGACAGAGAAUUGACAGUUUUUCAGAGCAAACUUAGCCACAUUGAUGAGAGAACUGAUGAGAUGAGAGGUCGACAGACAAGAGAAGAGCUUCAUAGAAAAACUAUCAAUGAUGCUCUUCAGGUACUAACAAAAGCUGUGAAGUCCCUGAGAGGAAACAUCAAGAAAAUUAUCAAUCCUGAGUCAACUUAUAAUAUUGAGAAGACAAACGCCAUGAAAGCAAUUCGGUCUCAACUUAGUAUAAUGACAAAAGCCAAUAAGAGAGUGGUCUAUGAUAUGACCCAAACACGGACAGAGCUGAACAGUCUGGUGAAAGAUCUUGUAGGCAUCCAGCUGGCUCACCAGAAGAGCGUCUUAAACAUUGAAGCACUUGGACAGGACAAUCUCCACGCCAAACAGAACUACAGGAUGCUGAAAACUGAUCAGGAUCAAAUGAUGACGAAGAUUCAGACGUUAGCUUCUGUGUACCGCAGUCUGCUGACAACUCUCCACAACCUGGAAAUCAAAGAGAUAAAUGUCAUGCAUAAACUUGAACACUAUGGAGAAUCUGUUUCAAAGCUAAAUGCAAAUUUUUUAGGAGUAGUGAAAGGGACUGGGAAGAGCUACGUGAAGGGGAAGAAGACGUCAAAAGACUUGGAGGACUUAUCACGUCUAUUAAAAUCCCAGAGGUACAUCUACAAGCAAGUGUUGGAGCUACGCAAAGAGUUAAAGAAAAUUAAAAAGAAGGCAGGAAUUCGCAGUAAAUCUAAAAAGGGAAGCAAGCGUCGUAAAAAGAAAAAACGCAAGAAAAAAGGCAAAGGCAUGCUGAACAUCUCCAAAAAGAUGAAGGGGAUUCGUGAAUUGACCAAGCUUGUAGCAAAAUAUAAAAAUAAGGGCAAAUAAUACAUUAAAAUUCAACGUGAUAGGGAUCCAUGGAAAACAAAGGGAAUCGAAGACAAGUCAAGAAGAGAAUGAAUGUCAGAUAUGUGAUGACAUGGUUUACUUUUUCAUACAUAGUCAAAUGCAAAAAUAUUAUAUACAAAGUACAUACAUAAUUGUAAUAAUAAUAAACAUCAUACUUAGCAUCAAGUAAUAACAAGUACAUGAUAAUAUUAUUAUACAUAAAGUACAUAAUAAACAGAGGACUGUGUCAAUCUGAUAUAUCUUGUCAACCCACCUCAUGUAAUAUCGGUUUAGUGGAAAAGUCUGAAUGGAUUGUUAGGUGUUCAGAACAGAUGUGAGUGAUCUUGGAAUUUGCUGGGUGCAUCCCAUUUUCAAUUAUCACCAUGUUUCAUAUAUCCAUUGUAUAUUGAUGAAUACCCUGAGCACAAUUGCCAACAUAGAUUUGAGUCAAAUAUUAUGAUGCUGAAACUAAAAGGUGGCAAUAGUUCAUUUGUAUUGUGUGCCGUCUCAAACACAACUGGGAAUGUCUUGUGACAUAAGGUCUUAAAAACGAUGAUGUUUCCGUGGUGAAAGUUCAUAUGUAACAGUCUCUUGUUUUGAUUAAAUUUAAUAAGGACUUGCUCAUUCAAGGCCACAAUUUUGAAUGUAUAUCAAUGCCUCGCUCAACAGAAUUAUUUCUGAUAGAAGAUCACAGAAAGUGAUUUUCGGAUAUGAUUGUUCCUCUAGUCUUAUUACACAGCAGUCUGUGACUUUGGCCUAUUGUCAAAAGCCUGAGUUUAAUAAAUUCUGUUUGGCCUAAGUUCAGCUAAAAAUUAGUCUAUAUGCUGAUGUUGUCAUUGCUCUAGACUUAUUACUCAGCAGCCUGCGACUUCAGCCACUAGACAAAAGUCUGAGUCUAGUAAAUUCUACUGAAAAUGUUCCUAAAAACCAUCAAGUUAGUAGACUCAGAACCUUUUAGCACAGACUGACUCUGUAUUAUGUUGUAUAUGCAUGUUAACACCCAGCUGUGUUUUUAUUUAGCACUACUACUACCAUCUGCCUACUCUGAAAACACUUCAGUUCUUGUGUGGAAUUAAUCCCAGGAUUUCUAUGGAAGUCAGCAGUUAGAUUAUCACUGGUAUCAUAAUCUGCUUUUCAUGUUCAUGAACAAUUUCAGAAGUGUUUUGUUGACUUCAGUUUGAAAACAUGAGUAAGGUUGAUUGUUUCAUAUCAUCCAAAACUGGCUUCGAUAUCACUGCAAUGAAAUGGCAUCACAAUGCUUUGUAGGCCAUUGUCAUCAGCUUCUAUGACGUCGCAAUCAGAUAACAUCGCAAUCAGAUGGUUAGCAUUUUCCACUGAAGACACUGAUUAUUACUGUUUACAAAAUAAAUAAGUAGGAAGGAUGAUAAAUAGAAUCUCACCCUUGUGUCAUGACUUCAAACUUACCGAUAAAAGUUCAAAACUCCCUGACAAGCCUCAGAGUUUUAAACUGUUAUCAACUUGUGUUGAUAUAUUGGCUAUUAAAAAACACUGGGUGAGAUUUUCUGUUUAACAUCUCCAUCAGAUUAUUAUUUAUUUUUUGGAAACCCUAUUGCACUGAUGCAUCAUUAGUUUUAUCCUCAGUAUCAGUGUUCAAGAUGAAAGUAAAGGCAUCCUUGUCAUAACCCAAAUGAAAACCAUUCAGGGAUCCAUUGAUCGAAAUAUCACUGUAGUAAGCCUCAAGGACACCAGAAACCCCCUUUUUUCAAACUUCUAACCCCAAGUAUCAUGAACAGAAUGAAUAUUAAGUUUCACUUGUCUUGCAUAUACAGGUCACCACUCAUAAAACCUUAUGAUAGGUUACAAUGGGUGGAGAAAAGAAUCAAAUCUUAAAUUCUUUGCCUAAAAUACAGUAAUAGUCUAGUGCUGAGAAUGUUAUUUACUUAUGACCUUUGUCAGGACAUAUUAUGUCUAGAAUUUUCUUAUUGUACUUAAAACUGUAGUAACUGUACAUAUUAUUUAGAUGUCUUGUAAAAUAGGAUCCUUGUGUAUAUUUGUCGAACCACGUCUGUGCCAAAAACUCAAAGAGCAAGGGAAUAGUUGAACAUUCCCAGUCAGAAUGUGACCAGUAAAUCAUAAUAUCUCACAAUAAAAGUUCACAAUCCCAAACACAACAGAACACAGUGUGGCAGUUGAUUAAUUCAUCCUGAAUAUGUUCUUUUACUAUCUUCACACCUACAUCUGGAUAAAAAUGGGUAAUCUUUGACCAACAUCAAAUAUGUGGCUCUAAAAGUUGACAUUAAAAUGUUUCACUACAAGUUGCCACAAGAAGGGGAUGUUCUUACCACUGAGGCAAAGUCUUCUUUUUGAUCUAGCCUCUCUGAUCACUAAACAGAAGCAUCCCAUGAAAGAUUCCAACUGGUUCCAAUGCAUGUCACUACAUGAAUAUCUUAUAAAUAAGAAAUGGUCUGGGGUUUGUUAGGAUGAAAGGUUACCCAUACAUUAUCUGUGGGUUGGGAGUCGUAAAGUUGUACAAAUAUUUAUGCAGCUAUAAGGGUUUCAAAUGUGUGGUUUAACUGCAUUCAGUUCAAAUAUAAUUCAGUUUUACGAUGUUGCUCCACAAUAAAAUGAGCAUGUUAUUCAUUCCAUAUUACACUUGAACUUAGUCUUUGUCUUUCGGAAAACCUACAUUAACCCCUGGAUACAUUCGGGUGGUUCUCACGAUCUCAAAUUACCUGCCCUUGAUUUUCAUGAACUUUUUACCAACCAAUCAAACAUUAGAUAAGAAAAAAGGAAAUGGGUAAGGGAGAACUUGAUACCGCCAGUUGUAAUGGACAUGACUACAUCCUUUUCAUCAGAAAGAUUUUUGAGGGCAUGUCAGUCAGUUUUCAGAGUUGAAUUUCUUGCAAACUCUUGUCAUUAAAGGGAUGUUCCAUGUUCUCGAAAUAUCGCCAACCCAAAAAUGAGGUUUGUUUGUAACUUGCAUUCUGAUUGGUUCGUUAGACUGAACAGCGUGGCGAAUCAAAGGUUUACCGACAUACGAGCCCUGAAGAUGUAGUGGUCUUUAACAUGGUACAUCCAAUACUGCACAAUGACAAACAGAAGAAGAGGAUAUUUGGAGGACCAUUUAAUGACUUACUUGGAGCAGUGAAUUAGAUGCAUCUGACUCCACAAUUUGUAGGCCUCCAUAUUUCUUGUGUAGUUAAGUAGUUUGUAUAUUUACUUAACUCGACUGGAGGACAUUCUUGUUAUUAUCUAUUUAUUUCACUUUUAUGUUUAGUGUAUAACUCAUGUAUUGUCAUAAAUAAAUGGUUUAUUACA